This is a messenger RNA of Mollisia scopiformis, 1414 nucleotides long. Its product is annotated as taurine catabolism dioxygenase TauD. The transcript has 4 exons. The coding region runs from base 1 to 1233 and encodes 410 amino acids. Gene Ontology annotation, molecular function: oxidoreductase activity. NCBI's taxonomy places the organism in Eukaryota, Fungi, Ascomycota, Leotiomycetes, Helotiales, Mollisiaceae. The record is from RefSeq and is a predicted model, not a curated record.
AUGGAAGAAUCGACAAAUCCAUGCUUCGAGUCUUCUUCGAAUGACUCCAACCCAAAUAGCAACUGCGGAUCCCCGCUAUCGUCACAUAGCUCAACAUAUGACGACGUCAAAGAGGUUCCCUCUCUCAGCCUCUCUCCUAUGGCUUGGAAUGGGGAAGAUCUCAAACCUAAGGAUUACGUGUUUGAGCUUAGAGACCAUGACGUUGCUGCUAUCAGCGAGGCUGUUGUACACUUCAAAAACAUCGGUGUCCCUGCUGAGAAAGUGGGCCCGGAAACUUUUCCUCUACCGGUAGAGCUGGCGCCGCGUCUGGGGAACAUCGCUUCCAGUCUUUACAAUGGAAUAGGUGUUGCAGUGCGACGGGGUAUAGACCCAAUGAUGUACAACGACUUCGAUAAGGCACUCGUUUUUGCAGGUGUAUCCUCGUACGUCUGCUCCCAACGAGGGACAGACGAUUUUGCCUCAAUCAUAUAUACUAUCGUCAACAUUCAGCUAACGGUCACACAAGGUCAUAUCCGCGAUGCCACUCACGAUCACGUACCAGAAGCUGCAAAGGGUGUUGGACUAGCUGGGUCAAAGAUACCCGUUGCUCUGUCGUUCCAUGCCGAUAGAUUUGCAGGCGAUAUACUUGCGCUCUUCGUGGUGGAUCAAGGAUCAGAGGUAGGAGGAGGCGAGCAAUUUCUGUCAAGCUUCUGGAGAAUUUAUCAAGAGCUACUAGUGACAGCUCCUGAUGUAAUCAAAACAUUGGAGGCCGAGGCAAGGCCGUGGGAGAUCGCAGAUCCAAUAACCCAUGAAGCUGGUGUCAGCUUUGCUCCUGCAUUGUUUUACGCCGCAGAGAAACCCAUGAUGCAGCUUGUACAUGCUGUGCUCACUGGUGGGCCUCAGCUGCCCCGUCCUGAUCACUUGCCCUCCCUUUCCGCAGCUCAGCACCAUGCUCUUCGAGUGCUGGAGAAGACUGCUCAGAAAUUCUCUCAUAAACUAGACCGUCAGGAUGGAGACAUCCAAUUUGUCAACAAUCUCAGCAUUAUGCACGCUCGAGCUGCAUACGAAGGGGACGAAUUGUCUAGCCGACAUCUGCUCCGAAUGUUUUUGCGAGACCCGAAGAAUGCGUGGCAUUGCAGCGGAAAGCACAGGGAAGCUUUCGAUAAGGUUUUCUCUCCGGACAGGCAGCAGGAAUUUGUGGUGAAGGACCUCGACCCAUGGUUCAAGAUCCAGGGUAAGAAUGGACACGGUUGAGUAAUUUGCCUCAGGAUGACAUGGGUUCAUGAGGAUACAACUACUAGCAAGAAGCUAUGUAUUCAGUCUCUUUUUGGGACAAUGGAAAAGUUGAUUGGACAGCCAUACUAGUCAGAUCUCUAACCGAUCUUGGAUCGCAGUUCGUGGGAAAUGGUGAACUUCGAGUGUAGUCCUAUCAAGC